AUGUAAGACUAUGAAGCAGAGUAAAAUUUCAUCAAUUUCUUACAACUAGAAAAAUAUGUAAGUUAGGUAGAAGAAUUUUCGUCUUGUCAAUUAAUUUUAUCAAAUCAAGAGAAUCCUUUUGUAACAUAAAUAGCAGAUUAAAAUCUUUUACCUUAAAAUAAAUAAGCUAAAAAGAUAAAGAAGAAAAAGAAACGAGUUGAUUUUCAUAAUAAAAGAAGAAGAAGAAACAAUAAAAAUAUAGAAUUGAAUAAUAAUACACCAUUCAAUUUUAGUGAAGACCAAAAAAUAUUGUCCUUAGUACUUGAACAUGGACCGAAAUUCUCUGUGGUUUCAAAAUACUUUAUUGAUAGAAAUCAAAAUGCUAUUAAAAACAGGUAUUACAAAAACCUUCGAUUCAGGUGGGAUUAAGUAUUAGGAAGGUAAUAAGUAUAUUCAAAUAUUUUUUUUAGCGAUUUCUCACAUCUAAAUUCAAGAAAAAAUGAUUCUGUAUAGGGUUAAGACAUUACAUAAAUGAUAGAAGAGAUGAACUUUUACCCUGAAGUUACAAACAUAUUGUCUAAAUUCAUAAAAAGAGUUUAUUUACAUUUUAAUUGA
Molecule: messenger RNA, 594 nt
Organism: Paramecium sonneborni
Lineage: Eukaryota; Ciliophora; Oligohymenophorea; Peniculida; Parameciidae
Source: the annotation of a GenBank genome assembly